AUGUUCCUCAAGGGCUUUGUUCUUCUGUCCUUAUCGAUAUGCAUUUGGGGCACGCCUCUCUCGCGCAGCCUAGAGGUGCAUGAGUCUCGCGACACUAUCCCAGAAGGCUUCACUCUCACGGGACCUGCCUCUCCUGACACUGUGCUGGACCUUCAGUUAGCUCUCGUGAGCAGCGAUCCCGACGGGCUCAUCGAGAAGCUGUACGAUGUGAUCACCCUAUCUAGCGCGAAUUAUGGCCAGUACCUUUCGACAGAUGAGUCAAACUAUUUCUUGGCCCCAACCCAAGAGUCAAUGACGGCCGUCAACGAGUGGCUCGCAGAGAAUGGCAUCACUUCGACUACAAUCGGUUCUGUGGGCAAUUGGCUGUCGAUCUCCAUCCCUGUCAGCCAGGCGAACGCGAUAUUCGAUGCAGACUUUUCCGUCUUCACAUAUGAGAGCAGCGGCGCGGAGAGCAUUCGAACCCUCUCGUAUUCUAUACCGUCGAGUUUAAAGGACCACCUGGACCUGGUUCAUCCCACCGUCACGUUUGUCCCUCCGAGGACUCAACUCCCCUUCAACACUGUCAAACUUGCCACAGUGCCGAGUCCCGCGGCCACGCCUUCAGCGUGCGAUAACGGCUAUGUUGACCCAGCUUGUUUGCAGUCUCUCUACUCGAUUCCGACAACACCCGCGACAGAGACGUCGAACUAUCUUGUUGUCGCUGGGUACGAUGACCAGUACCCGAGUGCCUCUGACUUGGAGCUAUUCCUGCAAUACUUCAGGAUGGACAUUUCGGACACUACCACCUACAAAGUGAUCGAGAUUAGUGGUGGAGAAUACAAUCCAAACGACCCUGGCGUUGAGGCGGAUUUAGACACACAGUACACAAUAGGGCUUGCCACGGAUGUCCCGGUCACAUUUGCUUCCGUGGGCGAGAGCGCCGACGACGGCACGGGCGGGUUUUUGCUCACAGCCCAGUACUUCAUCAACUCGGAUACUUACCCGUCCGUGAUGACCACCAGUUACGGUACCAACGAGAACGAGAUUUCUUCCAAAGUAGCAAACAACCUCUGCAAUACAUAUGCUGCGCUCGGAACGCGGGGGAUUUCCGUUUUGUUUGCAUCCGGGGAUGGUGGGGUGUCAGGUUCCCAGUCUGCGUCCUGCACGGAUUUCGUUGUUACGUUCCCCUCCGGAUGUCCCUAUCUCACCUCUGUCGGUGCGACUGAAGAUUUUAGCCCGGGGACUGCAGCAUCUUUCUCUGCGGGCGGGUUUUCCAACUACUUCAGUCGUCCUUCGUAUCAGAACUCUGCGGUCGAGACCUACCUGGAAUACCUCGGCAAUACCUAUUCGGGGUUAUACAACGCCUCUGGUCGUGGAUACCCAGACGUCUCUGCACAGGGCGUCGAUUUCGUUAAUUUGUGUCUAUCUACCAUACUGGAAUGUAGAGUUGAGAUGUUUCAGCCGCUAUUCGUGUAA
This is a messenger RNA of Fibroporia radiculosa, 1455 nucleotides long. RefSeq lists its product as uncharacterized. Gene Ontology annotation, biological process: proteolysis. The transcript has 7 exons. The record is from RefSeq and is a predicted model, not a curated record. Gene Ontology annotation, molecular function: tripeptidyl-peptidase activity; serine-type endopeptidase activity. Bases 1 to 1455 code for a protein of 484 amino acids. Lineage: Eukaryota; Fungi; Basidiomycota; Agaricomycetes; Polyporales; Fibroporiaceae.